Molecule: messenger RNA, 3254 nt
Organism: Pseudovirgaria hyperparasitica
Lineage: Eukaryota; Fungi; Ascomycota; Dothideomycetes; Acrospermales; Acrospermaceae
Product: putative NRPS-like enzyme
Exons: 8
Coding region: 76-3111 (1011 amino acids)
Source: RefSeq, a predicted model, not a curated record
GUGUGAUGGCAAAUGUGUAUAUAAUAUAUGCUUUGCAGUCCCAAUUGAUCAUUCACUUAACUCUCUAAUGUCAACAUGGAAGAAAUAUCAACCCCCUCUUCGAAAAGCCUCCAGAAUUUAUAUCCCGACCAUCGAGCUCUACCUCAUCCGUAUAUUUGUGAUGAAGAAGCUCUACCUCCAUUCCCCACUGUGCACGCCGCUUUCUUCCAACAUGCCCAACUUCGUCCACUUAACACCGCACUCAUAGAUCAUAGCUCUACGCCAGAGCGCAAACUGACCUACGGUGAAUUGGCUCGGCAUGCGUCCGAAAUAGCCGACCAAUUGAUUUCCGCAGGCGUUAAGGAGAACCAAAGAGUUCCCCUUGUCAUACACCGGAGCUUGGAAAUGGCCGUUGGUAUUCUUGGCAUAUUGAUGGCUGGUGCUCAAUACAUACUACUUGACAGUGGUUAUAUACAAGACAAGAAAUUCUCUUCCAUAUUGAGCGAUUUAGACGGCAAUACACCGAUCGUGACGACAUCUACUCUAUCGACAAGAGUCAGAUUGGAUGGCUCAUCUCGUCGAACUCUUCUUGUGGAUAUAAUUAUAGAGUCUCGUUUGACGACACACAGCUCUCCAAGUCCGGUUUCAUCGCAGUACUCACGGGGGGAUGGGUCUUCGGGAUGUUAUGCAAUCUAUACAGCAGGGCCCACAAACCACAGCAGAGGAGUAGAUGUUACACACAGCAAUGCGGUCAAUUUGCUUUGCCAGUCUCCUGGAAACCUUGGAAUGUCUCCCGGCGUCAAGGUCGGAUCUGUUCAGCCACUGGGUUCUGAUAUGGGUGCAUGGGAAAUACUAGGUGCGUUCUGUAAUGGAGCGAUCCUCGUUAUGAGAGGCUCAGAUUGGGUAGAAACUCUUCGCGAAAUUGAAAUACUCGUUGCAACUCCUACGAUACUUGCGAGGUUCGACCCUCAAGACUACCCAAACAUCAGAGUAGUCGCGUCGAGAGGCGAUCAGAUGCUUCAGAGUACUGCCGACACAUGGGUAGAUGCAAAUAAGACAUUACUCAUUGGGUACGGCACCCCAGAAGUGACUAUUGUGAACACACUCAGCAAACACACAUCCGGAAUGCCAGUAUGUAUGGGGCGUCCCACGCCAAAUAACACCAUAUACAUACUAGACGAGAAUAAACUUCAUGUGAACAUGGGCAAAGUUGGUAAGAUCUGGGCUGGAGGCAGCGGUGUCGCCCGAGGUUAUAUUGGCACGUCUGAGUUGAAUGUCCAGUGGUGGUGGGAAGAUCCGUUUAUCAAUGAUGGGUUCGUUACUCCUAAUCGGGCUGAUACAGUGCAUGCUGAUAGAUGCACUAGUUCGAUGAUGUUCAACACCGGCAAUCUAGGCUAUUGGCUUCGUGAUGGUUCCUUGCAGACCAUCAGGCGACAGGACGAUCUAGUGAGGAGCAAGGAGGUUCAAGUCGAGCUUGAUAGAGUCGUUACAACUCUGCUUGCUUGUGAUGGAGUAAGCGGCGCUGUGGCAAUAUUCUAUGAGAAACAACUUCAUGCCUUCAUUACCCCGAGCACAUGUUCAGUUGGAGAUGUCAUGAAUGAAGUAAAGAGGACGCUCCCUCGUUAUGCCGUGCCACAAUUCUGUAUUCCGAUCGACCAGUUUCCACAAACGCACAAUGGUAAAGUCGACCAAGAUGCUCUCAGGAGUCUUGUGAAAGACUUAGAUCAAGCGUAUGACAACUGUGUCAUGACUACAUCCGAUCGAUCUCCUUUUUCUACCAAGGCAUCGACUAUCAACGGGGACAGCUACUCUUUACCUGAAAAGCAGAUGGUCAAAUAUAUCAAUUCUACGACCACUGACGGCGAUACCGAACUUCCCGUACCCGCUAAAAACUGGCCAAAAUGGGCUAGAAACCUGCGUCUGCGUAUAUUCAUUGUGUACCGCACAAUCUUUACACUCGUAUGGCUAUCUAACGUCGCGGCUUUGGUUUGCCUUCUUUCCUUGGACGCUAAUACUUCCAUCUGGCUUGGUCGACUGGCAUACAUCAACCUCACAAUCGCAGUCUUGAUUCGGCAAGACCAUGUUGUCAACGUCCUAUACUCUAUUGCAUGUGCGAUACCUCAAUCAUGGCCAGCUUUUAUUCGAUUGCGUGCUGCAAAGAUCUACCACUUCGGAGGAACCCAUUCCGGAUUUGCGAGCUGCGCAAUUGCGUGGUACACUGCGUCGCUAGUCGUGAGUGGAUGGACGAGAGUCAACGUCCAAACAGCUACGACUGGCUCAGUUCCUUGGCUUGUCCUAUCUUUCCUCGCCCUAGGACUACUCUUCGGUGUUGCUGGAGUGGCCUAUCCACGCUUCCGAAAGGUCAACCACAACAGCUUCGAGCUGAUACAUCGCUUUUUCGGGUGGUCUGCACUGAUACUCAUCUGGAUUACGACGCUCCUACUCGUCCGCGACAACCGUAAAGCAUGGCCAGAGUCACACCCGAAUUCCACAUCUACACCUCCAUACGUCGACGCAGAACUCAUGUCCGACCACGCCGUGCGCCUCCACUUCUCCUACACCGUCCCCGUCAACGGCUCGUUCGUCCGCAUCUCGACUCGCCCGCUCCUCGAAUGGCACUCCUUUGCCCCAAUCCCCGCACCCGAAGCCGUCAACGGCCGCCCCAAAGGCUUUAGUCUAAUCGUGAGCAACGCCGGCGACUGGACUCGAGACAUAAUCUCGAAGCCGCGCGCCGAGAUCUGGGUUCGUGGCGUGCCGACUUGCGGCGUCAUGCGCGUUGCCCCGCUCUUCCGCUCGCUCAUACUCAUUGGCACAGGCUCUGGUAUCGGGCCUCUGCUCGGCUUCAUACAGCGUCCGACGUGCCCAUAUCGCCUGAUCUGGAGCACAAAAGACCCUGUCAAGACAUUUGGACAAGAUAUCUGCAAUACUAUCAUGAGGCAGGACCCGAACGCAAUCAUCUGGGAUACGCGGGCGAGGGGAAGGCCAGAUUUGGUAGCGUUGGCGUGGAGAGAGCGGGAGAAGUUUGGGGCGGAGGGAGUGUUGAUCAUUGCGAAUGAGAAGAUUACGAAGAAGGUGGUGUAUGGGUUGGAGAGUCGUGGGGUGCCGGCGUUUGGGGCGAUUUGGGACUCUUGAAGGAGUGUGUUGCGAUUUAAGGGGAAGGUUGUCUGUUUGGUGCUGUAAUUGUAGACAGGGGUACCGGGAUAUAUCUCUUUUGUAAUGGCCUCCAAGGUACGAGACGUGGGUAUGGUUUUGUAACGGAAGUCUUCCGCAUGUUC